GAUAAAUUGGCACGCAAGGCAUUUUAUUCAAGGAAACUCGGCUGUCAUUCUAACACACCUACUCCAGCAAAAGGCAAAGGUUGGUGUCGAUUUUGGACCUCUUUCCUAAAUAAUAUAUAGAGCGGAAACAAUAACACUUCUUGAGCGUGCGAAAGAUAAUAUGGUGUUGACAUUUGUUAAAUUGAAAUUUGUUACUUCAAUACCCAUCCAUUCUGCUUACAGCUUUAUUGUUUGAUACAUUUUUCAUGAUUCCUCGUCCAUUUUUAAAGGAUGAAAUGUGCAAAAAAAGAUAAAAAAUCUAUUUUGCAGCAAUUUAAUAUGCGAAGACAGAUUUGGUUGCAAUAACGUCGGAGGAAACUUUUAAAUUUGGCCUCAGGCUGUUUAUCAAAAAACCAAACCAUUUAUUUUUCAUUCUCUGUGGGAUUUAGAUGAAGUCUUUGCCCCCAAAUGAUGUGAUUGUCUAUUUUUUUUAAGCAAUCGGGAAUUUAGUGUCUUGCACCAGUUUUUGUCAUUCUAUGACAAGUGUUUACUCCUCUCCGGUUUUUGCGCGAGAUAAUUUGUCGAUGUUUUGAGGUGAGAAUCUCCUGUAAUGUAAGUCUUUUUCUAUUUGUUGCAAAAUGCAGCUAACUCAUCUUUGUUCCUGUAGAAAACUUGGAUAUGUUCGGAUUUCGACAUUUAUAUUAGUUAAUCAACUUGCAACGUUUUUAUGUAAUUAUAAGGAACACAAACUAACUCUGCUAACAAAAAUUAAGACUGGGAAUUUUUUUAGAUCGAUUUCAAUAAGUUUCGAUUUAACGCCCUGUUUCCAAGUUUACAGUUUUGCAAUUAUUCCAUUAUCAACUCGCUGAGACAAAGUCAUGAGAAUCGUUGCUUUGAUUCUGGAUGAUGUUUUACCAUUGUAACUAUCUGGCGCUUUUCUUGGUGCCUCUUUAUAACGUUGGAAAAAUUCAGGGAAAAAAAAUGGAUGUUCAGGCACGCUAUCAACGUGAGGUGCCUUUAUUUCUCGAAAUUUCUUCCAAAAUUGACUUCUUCUAAGAAAAACUGAAUCAUCUCGGCGGGAGAGCACUUGUAAUUCAAUAUGAAUGUCUGUUUUAGUCCCAAGUUUUGUAAUCUGAAUCAAAAACGCACUAUAUUCCUAACAUACGUUGGAAUAAUUUCUAAUGAUGUUUUGUUUUCCGGCUACAGUUUGAAAGUAAAUGAGGAGAAUUAGAAAAGAAUGGAAAGCAGAGGGUUCACACUGUCGGCCAGACGCCGGGCGCCGGAUCAUCUGUUUCUUAAUAAUGUAAAAGAAAAUUGUAAAGAGAAUUGAUUGAAAACGGGACAUUUUGUCUCCGCAUAAGUUCAUUUUUCAGCUUAGCAAGACCAAAACUCGACCCGGUAUAUGAGCCGUGAUGACCGGCGAAUCGUUUAAUAUCGUUAAUGGAAAAUUAAAUGAUUAUAAAAUAGUGAAAAACGAGACUUUGCUUUGAGGUAAAAGUAAUUUAAAGACGUUCAUGAAAUACUUUAUUCUAGGAACCUUGCAUUUUCCAGUUACUUAACGUAUGUGUUCGAACUGAUUUUCGACUUGUCUUGCAGAAACAUCUUCCGUAAGUGUAGGAAGGCUUCACAACGUCGUUAGAUCAGGUAAUGAUCACGUUCGUUUCUCCAUGUUGUGCAGAGCAUGCUGAGUGUUCCAUUCGUGAUGAACAUCUCAUGUUUGGUACGCCUUGUAGGCAAUUAUGCGCUUCUACAGUGCAGCCGUCAUGUUCUCUGUCAGUUUCUCUCGUACUAGAACACUGAUCCCCGUGGUUGAUAGGACUGCAGCAAACUGAUCGAAGUGACAUUUUUAGUUUGGAAGGUUUUUCUUAAUAUUCCGCUGCAUUAAGGGCUGGCGCAAGUUCUCGCUACGAGCAAACUAUGUCACUCAAUAAGUAAUUUGUGCCUUUUAAGAACAACUUGCAACGAGAUUCGAAAUGUGCUGUUUUGUAAACUGUAUGGAUAUUCUUUGAAUUCACUCGUCAAUUCAGUGAAUUGAAAAGUAUCGGCACGUGUUUAAAUUAAAUAUAUAGAUUUAGCCAAGCCUAAAAGCGGAGCUCUUUUUAGUUUAUUUUCCAGCCCUUCAUUAUGAUAAAAACUGUCAUAAAACUCUUCAGCACUGGUUGUAGGAGAAUUUCUUCAAGGGGAUUUUUUUCGAAUAUCUUUUACUGACUGACUUGAAAAAAACAAGCAUUUCUCUUGCAUCCUUGCAGUUAAAGGUUGCUCAAAUAUUUCUCACACCCUACACAAUGUUACAGUGAAUCAUGGUGAUCAAGUUUACCUUUUAUUCGAUCGAUCAAAAAUUCAUCCUCUAUCGUGCGAAUGCCUUAGUUGCUCUUCGCUCGUAUGGGCUGAGAGAGGGGUGCAGUUUGCGCUCGAGGCGUAUCACAACUGUAUCAUGCAUCAUUUUAAAAAAGCACAACUGAAAAAAGAAUAUGUGCAAAACAUACUGAAAAGCCAUUUAUUGUCUGCAGAGUCUUAAUUGCGACAACAAUAGUUUCUUUCUUCUUUGUCAAUUCACAACCCUUUUAUUUGAAUAAUUCUCAGUCAGGUCGCCAGAUAUGACAUGUUUGCGUCUGCAUUAUUAUAAUUCGAACUCGUUAAGUUUCGGUAAGAUUCAAUGUUAACUGCGACUUUUUCGCGGCCAAGAAACAAAAAUUUCACUUAACAACCCUAAUCCGAAUUUAGUUAAACUUUUGAAUCAAGCAAUUGUAUCAGGUUAGGGCUAAUUUCAUUACCAUUUUUUUUCAUUUCUACUGACGUGUUAUGGCGCCGCAACGACUAUUAUAAGAUAUAGUUUUUCGGGAUCUUCUCCUACCGUUUUCGUUGUACAGACUCCAGAGAGGUAGAGUCCAAGAGGAUAAGAAAAUGUUUUACACUUGCAAACGUUACAACUGGAUUUCAAAUUCACAUCUCCACAUUUCCUUUAACAAAAGAUGUUUUAAGGCGCAUUAAAUGUGUAAAUUUCUUAAGUGGCAGAAACACCUUAGGCAGCUGUCCAAUUGUUUCGUAACAUUGAUACUCAUAUUGCAAUAUUUUAUUCGUUAUUGUUUCAAUAACGCUGGCACGCCUCGCAAACAUAGAUUUUGAUAGCCAGUUGAUACACAGUGGCGCAUAAGGCAAACAAUCAACUUUAAAGCAUUUAGCUGUCUAUAUAUUACCAUAAAAAUUGUAUUUACUUUUACGGUGAAGAAGAAGAAGAAUUUUUUUUUAUAAAGGAGUUGAUUUGAGAAUCAGUGGGAAAACUCGACAAAAUCAGAAUUAAUCUUUGGCGUUUGUUGAAACUGAAAACACAUUUCCAAUUUUCGGGGGAUUUUCUUAGAAAUUAAUGGUAAGAGCCUUCAUUCUUGAGGAUGUGGCACAAAGGAAAAUUCUGGGUCCGUGGACUGGAUUCAAGGCCAUGGUGUAUGGAAUAACAAUAGGCGGAUCCCAACCAUGAUCCCCAGGGAACUCGGGCUGCACCACAUCAUAUGUUUACCGUUUUGUUUCUAGCGUUUCAUAAUCGACAUUUAUUCGAUAUACAAUCGAUAAUUUCCAAACGGGAGAACUGAACCUCGAGAAAAAUGUGGUAUUAUCUCCUUUACAUGUUCAAGUGCUUUCUGAGAUAAAUAACUCAAAUGAUGGAUUCACUACACGGAGUGGGAGUUGUUUCAUAUUGAAACUGCUUGUAAGCGGCUGUCUUGGAAUUACAAGAAUAUAGGAAAUGGUUAUAGCAUUAUCCAUCUAGCGGGGAAAGGGGUACAACCAAUGAUGUACCAUGCGAAGAAUGUUACGCCUAGUAGGAGUACAUAUUCUAGCCUGUGAUAGAUUUUGGGUUGGGAUUUCACGAUACCAGUUAUUCAAAGGUUAAGGAAAACCACCAUGAAUUUUAUUAGGCUAAAGUUAUACGGUUUCUUAAGAGGAAAGAAAAAUAUCGUUAAGUUUUUGGUGUUUGUCUUCCCUUCAUCUUAGAAGAUAUUUUAAGGAUUUGAUGCGUAUCUGGUUAUUUGUAAAAGUUUGCUUUUUUGUUGAAAGUGAAUAACAGGGUACGUGUUUUGCCUGUUUGGUAUAUAGCAUGUGAACUAACUUCAUCUACCGCUUCCAUCCCCCCGUGGAACUUUAUCCUUGAAAACUAAUGAAUAACUGUUUGAAUAUAAUGCAUAAACUAACAUAACUAAAAACUUAUUCUUUAUUUAAAAAAACAUGUGUUCUGGUUUCUAUUUACCUUUCAACCAAACUUGAUUUAGUCAUUUAUCCUUACUCAAUUCUAGCGGUUGAAAUUACUAUGAUUAAGCAUAAAAAAUAAUUGCUAGAAUUUUAGUUUUGAAAGUGUCGACGAGAAUGUUUUUUUUUUCUUUUUUUUUUUUUGAUACGCAUUUUCAGUUUGCGCACCGUUUUCCGUCACGCUUUUAAAGAUAAUUUAGCCAGUUCUUUGUCGGCAGUGCACCAUAGUUACAUUUCUUGAAUAUCAUAGCAAUUGUCUAGGGAAAGCAAGCAAUCUCAGUUAUUACCAAGCCACUUGCAGACCCACCAACUUUAGCGUACGUGUUUUAAGUUGGUUUCUUGCUGAUAAAGCAUUGCACAUAUUUACUCUUUGGUGGUUUAAUAAUGAUUUAAGUGAAAGGAAAAACGAUUCUAGAAAUUGAUGUCUAGAAGUCCAACUUGCGUGUUUACAGGACUACUUUAAAUUUUUAUUAAGCUUCUUUAAGUCAGUUGAAUAAUUUAUGAAUCGCAGUUAAUCUAUUUGUUCAAAAAUAAACUUCACUUAGUCCAGUGGACUUGGACAGCAUUCAUUGUGUGCGUGUUACAAGCCGUAAAUAAUAUUAUUGUUGAAUGAUUUCCACAUCUGGUAUUUGGUGACGAGCCACGCGGAUCGCUCAUUCAAAGGUUAGACGCGGAAUUUAUUGGAAUUUUCAUCUUUCAAAGUAUCAUCGAAUGCCGUGAAUAACACAUAAAGAAAACCUAGACAUGACAGCGUUUACAUAAUGGCGACAGGUACUUAGAGAAAAUCCACCGAGUGAGGGCGGCGGACAGGUUGAUGGAAAUCACGUUGUUUAUUGACUUGUGUGAAAACCAAACGAAACGAAGCUAUAACAGAUGAGCAGGAAACGAAAGGCAGGCGCUGAACUAAAAAGUCUCUGCUUGAAAAAUAAAUUAAACUAAGGAUAAAAUUGAUUCUUUCUUUUGACUUUCACCUUAGAUUUUGUUUCAUUGAUCGCUAUGAAUCGUUUUACCUUUUAUGAGCUGUCGAAAACUCAUUUUCCGAAGUGAAUGUUGUGUUUAGAUAUUAAAAUGUCUUCAGCGCUCUUAAAUCUAACCAAGCCCUGAGGCGUUCGCUGCAUAACAGCUUUUUGUGGGUGAAAUGUGCUUUCACUUCGACACUCGUAAUUUUGUGUGUCAAAACUUCAAUUUGAUUUGAUUCGUUCUGUAUAAACUUCUACAUUUUUGUUUCCGUUUAGCACUGUUUUACAACACUCCGGUGUGUUAAGGUCUUUGUGAUAAGAUGAUUGUAUAGAAAAGUUGAAUGGCACGGAUUUAGGUUAAACCUUGGAUAGGUGAGGUAGGCCGGGAAGACGAAAGAAAUAAUACGGGAGAGAGAGUGACUACCGCGCGCAUGUUGAUCUAAGUUUAGUCGAUCGUGCAGUCACAUCAUCCCGGUGAAGGUGGUACUAAGAAUGACUGUGGUCGGUUGGAGUGUCUGGAGUUUGUAACCUUAAUGGAAAACAUCACCAAAGUCUCUUGACCUUGGUGACUCCAAUAAAUGAUUUUUUUUUAAAAUUGGUUUAACAAGCUACGCGAGACAGAUCGUGAAUUUUUGAUAAAUUCUUCUUCAAAACCAUCGCUUCAUCUAAGUUUAUGAACUGGAAUCGAUCUUACACGACGUAGACAAUGAUGAAUUUUACAUGAUGAAUCUUACAUCUGCACACCUUUAGUUUACUUUGUAUAGUAUCUAAUUAACCUCUUGCACUGUAAUCAAACCUAAAUUUCAACGGAAUUGCGCAGGGGAAUGUUGUAAAUCGUUUACUUCUAUGUAAGCCUUCUAAACUUAACCAACAACACGGAGUAUAACCCCGUGUUAAUGGAGCAAAGUAUUCGAGCGACCUUUUGUGGGACAAAAAAUACUAAGGUGAAUAAUUAUUAUUUUGUCGUACUGGGGUCUUUUUUGUAUUUUCUCGAAAUCGUAAAUUUGAUCUGAUUACAACUGAAUUUAAAUACUAGAAAGAGGAACAACAAAGUACAGUUAAAGAUACUACAGAAUAGCCGCGUGUCGCGCUGUUUUAUCGGUCUGCAAUCGCGAUCGAUAUGUAAAAACAAUAAAGUUUUCUACUAGAAUCUAAGUAUAACAAGAAUGUAACAAAAAUUGACUUACCUUUUUGCUUGAUAUGAUAUAUUCUUCCUGAGCCAGCUAAACUCGAGGUGAUUUGAGGUCGCUUGACGCGAUUCUCGGUUUCUUUUGACUCCUUCAAAGUUCAAAAGAGGAAAGUAGCCAUCCUAGAUUUUUAUCACCUAGGACAACAAUUUUCUUUUCAAGUUCAUUGAAUGUAAAAUAGCUGCUUAUUGUUUGAGCCACGGCAGCUAAUUGCUGUAGCAUCCUUUUGGGGAUUCAACCUUUAUUUCAAAGUCUUUCAUUAACAUUUAAUCUGGAUGAAUUCUUUCAUUCUUAGGUGUAAACUAUUACCAGCCCUAUAUUUACAGCAGUGAAAGAAUGAAAGGCCAUUAAGGGAGCGAAAAGGCCGUUAUCUUUGUGUGUAAAAUAGCAAACUCAGUGUAAACAGAGGCUGUUUUUUUUAUUUGUAAGAUAACGUUAUCAUUUGUCGAGCAAGUUUUAAUUUAGACCAGUAUUACAAAGUGUUGUUGUUUUUCGUAAGUGCAAGGGAUUAGCAAUGUGGCCUGUACAUUUUGUUAACAAAAAGGAAAAUCCGAUGUAAACAGAGACUAGUUUUGAACAGAUUAGGUUUUCGUUGCCGUGAUGUAGUUCGUGAUAAUUUGGGAAACAAGUUUACGUUUUUAACGGUAUUUCUAAGUCCUGCUGUUUUCAUUACAUCUGAGAGCGAUAAUCUUGACCCCAAAUAGUGAAGAUAAAGCAAAUCUGACUGUUGCUGAUGAGGGCAGAAUGUGCAUGAGUUGCUGGGUCAUUUUUCAUCGAGAUAAAGUAUGUUGCUCUUGUGUAUGUUGAGCAUUGUUUGUCAUAUAAUCACUAGGCUGUGUUUCCAUGCGUAGCCUUAAAAUAUACCUGGUGAAUUUGUAAACUGAAGUAAUUUUCAUCAAUGGUUUUUCCGCCGUUGUGCGUAGGCGGAGCCUCUUGAUAUUAGGGAAACAAACUACCUUACUGCCGCUGUAGACGAUAUUUUUAAAACAACUGCCCCAGGUACUGUCAUACAUGUUGGUUUCUUUUCCAGUUUUUAUUAGUUUUGUAAUAAGUAGCUUCAUUUAAAAAUUCAAGAAUUAAACUAAAUUGAAUUUUUAAUUGUUUAGACCCUCUUGGAAAGCACUUUUAAUGUAUUCGGUAUACAAUUUUGCUUUUCUUUUCUCCAUGACCUGCAGUUGUGGUCACGGACACAUCAUUGUACAGUUGAAAACUGAGGCAAGAAUUCUUAAUUAAAUCAGUCCUUGCAUGAGAGCAGCAGAGCGAUUACCUCUAAAAUUAGAGCCCAAAAGAUUUUGCUAGCAAGUUCGAAUAUCUGUACAAAUUAUGGAUUAAAACAAGGGACGAGAUGACCCAUAGAUAAUAUUGUUGAAAAAAACUUUGAUCCAUUUUACUGAUCACAAGGUGACUAAUACUUGACAGAAUGCAAAUACCACUGUGUUGAGCACAAUAAUUACAAGUUUGGUUAGUGCUGUUUUAUUUCAGGUACAAUGUUUGACUUUCUUCAAAGCUUUACUGUUUACUUAAGUCGACAAAAUACAUAAAGAACCAUUCUAAGAAUGUGUUUUACAGCUGUUUUACAAAAUUUAACAUUUUGACAUCGUUACUCAAAGCAUUCCCGCAAUUUCCUUCCAUAGUUGUUUUUUCUUCAUAAAAAUGUUUGUUUUUUGAGAGCUAAUUUGACCUGCGUUUUUGGCUUCAAAGCGAGCGCUUACAAUAGAGUGAGUAUGUCAUUUAUUUUGUUUACAAAGGUUCGCAGAAGCGUACAUCAUUAAUUAGGUCUUACCUUUGUGGUGAGUCCAAAGGGAUUAAAAUUGUUUUAAUGCAUAAGGAUAGGUCUGUUAACUAAAACGCAAGCUGACGGCUAAAAGCGCUUGUCCCUUCCUUAGUUUGCGUGCUCAGGUAGGAUUUUGUUUUUCUUUUGCAGUUACUUAGGGCUUAAAGAGGUUUGAAAACGAAUAGUGAAGUGCAGGAACUUGUCAAAACAAUAGACUACAAUUUUUAAUUGAAGACACUUUAUAGCUCGGUUGUUGUAUUCCUGUUCACCACUCAGCACCCAAUGUGUUAUCAGGGCAUAAUCUGACUGAUUUCCAGUCGUUUCCGACAGAAGAGCUGAAAUCAUAAACAAUCUCAGCAGAAGUCGUAUUAUGUCGCUCAAUGGGUGGUGUAUUUUGAAAAGCCCUAAUAACAGCAGUACAUGAAAAUAUUUAAUAAGGCGCACAGUUUGUAGCUUGCCAAAGGCUUUGUUGACUUCACCAAGCUCUCCAUUAUUUUUGCAGGUAACAUUACAUGAUUGUUAUCUGUUACUAGACUCAGUGUGCAAGCAUUCAACGCCAAUUUAGUUUCGACUGCAAGUGGUUAAGUUCGCUGUUGUUCUUUUUCGUUUGCAGGUUUGUUUGCGGACAUCUUUUCCUCUCGUGCUCAGACAGAAAACGAGAAGAGAGGAUCUUUUAACACUUGUGACAGGUACGGUUUUGCCUCGUCUGGCUCUGCCCAGUAUGCUACUUAACUGUUAAAACUUGUAAUAUACGUUUGCGCUAAUGUUGCUAUAUUUCGUUACCGAAAACGUCUUAGAGCUUUAAUUUUUGUUGCGUUUAAUCAGGCACUUUUGUACUCUAUGUACAAUACAGCCACAAGUUGGAAAUAAUUUACAUGCCUUGAACGAUAGAUAUUAAUGUUUAAAUAGCUAUGAAAUGUUCUCGGUGUAUUCGUGCUUGUGUGUACUUGCUUUUUAACUACACAUUCCUAAACAGACCAGAAGAAAAUGUAAUCGGCGAGAAGUUUAAUGUUAGGCACAACUUGUAGGGCAGUCUGAAUAGCUUCGCCAUCGGGGUCUAUUUGUAAACAAAGACAAUAACUGGAGAACCAAGGUUUAUUUUCAAAACAAAUUUUGCAUUUAAAUGUGUGUAAUUCUUUUAGAAAGCACUUUCGUGUCUUUUCUGACGUCCACUGUUCAGUAAAGGUAUUUGAAUAACAUAAGUAUUGGGUUUGCUGUAGUCUUUACCUAUCUGAAUGACAAUGCUAUCAAAAGGGAAAUUGUGUUAAAUAGUUAAGGUGAUUAUAUAACAGUAAUCUCCCUAAGGGAAUAUGGGUGUUAAUUAAAGGUACAUUUAUUUUGUGACAGCAAAAAUAUAGCUUGAACCUUUUAAAAAGGAAUAUGGUUUGAAAUUUUAAAAAAGUCGAAUUCUGAAUACGCCUUUUCUUUCGAUGAUUGAGAAAUUUUUCCAUGCCUGAAAGAAAUAAGUUCAGAAGUGAAUUUUUCUUGAAAACAGAAAUAGGAUAUUGUCUUAUCUGGAGUUGUGAUUUAGCAAAGAGUAAUUGUCCUUUACUAGACGAACAAACAUUCAAACCAAGUCUUUGUUCCAUGCGUUUUAGAAUUAUUAUUUUCUUUAGUGCUAUGCAUCGUUUGAGCCAUUAUGAAGCGUCUUAUCACUAACCACACCAUCAUCAGUACGUUUUACGGUCUCACACCACCCACCCCCCCCAAAAAAAAAAAAAAAAAAAAAAAUUAAAUACCUGUACAAGAAGUCUGAUUAUCGAUAAAUCACAGGAAAAUGCUGUUUUUCAUUUGUGAAAACAUUAGGAAAGCCUUUUGGGGCAAAUUAUGUUUCUCCAGACAACUAACAGUUAAAUCAACGAGCUUCAUCAUGCUUAAACUAAAAGUAUUUCAUCUCACUUCAAAGGUCAACAGUUUUACAAGUUUUAUUGGACCAACGGUUCCUUAAUAAUCAUUCUUGACAUUUCGCUUAUUAUGACCGACCCUGAGAAGAAAGGGCUAAAUACUCAGUGUACAAGGCCAUCAAUUCCUAGAUGUCAAUGAACAUUUGCGAAAGUGCUCCGAUAUCUUUUGGGGCGUACUCUCACAGAUCCAUCAAUGUCGAUCACUGAACAAUGAAUUAAUGAGUUAAAUUCAAUUAAUGAUCAGGGUCACUGUCAUCCGAUUGGUGAAAAUUGUUUUCUUGUGCAACCUGUAUCUGUCGGUGAGAUUUUGAAUUAGGUUCUGUCCUUGUUGUUUUAUCAGUAGUUGUUUUGGGAGCUUUCUGUUAUGCAAGAGUAUUUUGAAGCUUAAUCGUGAUUAAGAUGCUAAAAUUUGGACCUUUUCUGAACAAGCAUAUAUCCAUUCGAAACUCAAAAAGUGUUAGGUUACGGAUUAUCAUUUUAACAGUACCUCUAGCUUAAACGAUAUUGAUGAGUCUCGUGAUGAAAUUUCCCAAAAGAGCAAGUAAUCUUUUUUCAUAUUAAAGUUAAUUUUCGAAAGAAGCUAUAAAAUUGCAUCCUUACAAACAAAUUCAGAAAGUAGUGGCAAAUGUGCAAUCGCAUAAGUAAUUUUGUUUUUAAUCAAAGUUAAUGGAAAUGACAGAUGUUAUCAUCUUCGUUCGUAUAUGGAUAGUUCACUGUAACCACUAACAUUUUUCUAUAUUUGGAGUACAGAAAACUCCAGUUUCGUUCGUAGCUUCGGACAACCAUUUCCGGGAAACGUUUUCGUUAAUCAAACGUAGGUGAUACCUCAAAAGUAAGGACUCCUCGAGUGUAAUUACAGUAAAAGCGGUGCUAACGAGAAAGUAAGUAAUUAACCAAUAUGGCAAUUCAAAGGUUAAAGAACCUCAAGCACUCUUCAUUGAUAUCAUACGGAGACAAAUUAAUUACUUUUCUACCGCCUGGCAUAUCGGUUACCUUUGAUACGGUUUGUGCUUUUGUUAUCUAAAUUGUGCUCGAUGUUUACAAGAUCUUUGUCUUGCAUAAAUUUCAGUUUUCUCAGCUCUCUUAAGUAGUGAACACAAUGGGGCUGCUUUGAUGUUCUACUCUGUAAUACAUUCCAUCAUUCCACAAACGUUUGCCUUUGAGAAAUGUAUUUGAGAGAGCAGAAUAUACCUUUCCAUCUCAUCGCAGAUGAUGAAAAGAUCGUUUGCGAUAGUUAUCAAAGUUAGCCUCAGAGUGGCUGUCGAACGGAGUGAAAGCUAAAAAACAGAAUUUUAAGGCUGCUUCAUAACGCAACGUCCUCGACCACCAAACUGUGAACAUAUAAAUUGGUGAUAAUGUAGUCAAAUAUAAUCAAUGAAUUUUUUACAUGCAAGUAGGUCACCUUAGCAAAUUAAGGUUUCUAAGUCAAACACUAAUUAAUAUAUAUAGAUAAAAAGGACAAGACUAGAAAAAUAAGCAUUAAUGAUGGAAAGAAUAAGGAGAAAUUUAUUUGAUGUCCGUGGAAGAUCUUACGUUUCAAUUUUUUCCGUCUUUCCGGCACAAAACGCAAAUUUGGCUUUUAGCGUGUUGUUUGAUAUUUGUGACCUCUGAAUGAAGACUAUGAAUACUAUGGUGUACCAUAAAGGUUUGUUGAUGUAUAUGAUCCAUUGACUUACAUUCCAAGCGAGCGAGAAACAGUACACAAUUCAUUACGUAAGGCUUCUAGGGAUGUCUAUCUUUACUUCGUUAUUCCAAUCCAUUACGCACAAGAUAUUGAAUGUUACAACCCACCCAUUUAUUUUCGCGCUCUGUUAUGGGCUCGUUUCGUCACGUGAUGCCAAAUCGCAGGACGGCUAUCACGUUUUUUUCCUCUGAUUAUUAUCUUCGAAAUUUUUCCCCGGAGGUUCGCUUCUUGGUUACAUAUUUAUUUUUCGGAUAUUUUUCUCUUUUAUUAUAAGGCGACAUACCAACCGCCUGAAGCGGUUUAGUUACUAAACACGUCAGUGAAAAUGCUUAUGUUGGUAAAUUUCUUUUUUUUUUUUGCUUUGUCAAUUUAAGCGUCCAUUCCUGAGGGUUUGAAGCCAUGUUUUCCUUGUUAUUUCUCAUCGCAACACUUACCAAGUUCGCCCCGGAAACUGAAGCCAUAUUUCUCCCUUACUGGUCGAAAAGGAAUCACUCUGAAACUUCCUUCCACAUCCCGUUGUCUACGCUGGCGAUGGACAAACCUUUUGGGCGAAGUAAAAAGCUACAGCAUUACUUUGACCUGGCGACGAACUACUCCCUAGACAACCGCUGUACAACUGGAUUGCCCAUAUCCAUCGCUUGGCACUUGUACUCCCCAUACACCACCGUCUAUCGAACCAAGAACAAAGGAAGCGUAGGUCUAUCGGUUGACGGCAUGUUUCCGGGCAUUCUGAAGGCUGCUUUGUCGGGCUGUUGUAAUAAGAGCUCUGAAGUUUUGUUUGGAAAAUUUUCUAAGUCUGUAAGGAGCGUAGAGAGCGACAUUGAAAAAGACACGUUUGAUUUGACGUUUCCUAUCUACGGAUACGACAACUCAGAUAUAUUCAGGUAACUUCGCAGCAUGUACAAUAUGCGUAAUUUAUCCUUAGAUCUUAGAGCUAUUUUCUCCAGCUAGUGAUCAUGUAUAUCAAUGUUGGCCAGUUUCGUGAAUGUGGUGUUGCAUCAAGGAAAUUGUUCUAAGGAUCUACCGGGGUACUUAAUCACUGGAUAUCUAUUUAACAAAUAAGCUAUCUUUUGCGUGCCUUCUUUCAGUAAUAGAUCACAGACGACAUCAAAAUGUGAUAAGAAUACACGAGGCUGAAAGGCCUGUCCCGACUGUGCUCGGCAACUUUUAAGCAAAUUUUGGUCCUUGUAGCACCCUUGUUUGGUUCUAACAGCCACGGGCAAGUUUUGUCUUUCUGAGCAUUUUUUGAACAACUUUUAGGUUUAGGGCACAUACAAAGAACAAUAAAGUCAACGAUUUCGCAAAAAAACCCCUUCAAUUUAUGCAAAGUUCUUGAAUGUUUCGCAGGCGUAUUAUCUAACUUUAGAACAGCUGGGUACUUGGCUAAAACGACGCACAAAAAUGGCGGUCCUCGUUUAUUUACUUUCCGUGAACGGAAAUGGAUGGUUAGAAGCCGCCUUUAUUAGUGAGCAACUCUUUUUUAAAAUUAAGCUCAUUAUUGCGAUGAACGAAAAUAUGGCUUUUGAUUAACGUUUGUAUGAAAAAUAUCAAGAUAUGUGGGAGGCAACUGUUGAAAUUCGGGUAGCAAUUUUACGGAUUUUAGUCAAUUUUUUUUAGCAACUUUUUGAUAUUACAGUGAGCAACUUUCCAGCAUUUUACUAGCACAAUCAGGACAGGCGUAGAGCCGAGUGUCACAGAUGUGACGUCAUCUAGGCCUCUGUUCUCCAAAAAAUCGUAAGUGAGAGCCAAUCAAAAUGCGUGCCGGCGUGAUGCAGCUUAUUGCCGGCGUGAUGAAGCUCAUUGCCAGUGUGCUGCAGCUUAUUGCCAGCGUGAUGCAGCUUAUCGCCGGCGUGAUGCAGCUUAUUGUAUAAAGGACGGUGGUCGGUUUUAACUGCGCACUCUUUGAACAAUUGCAACCAGAUUCCAUUUCAUGAUCUAAAUCAGUUGAUUGUUAUAUUAACUAUAGUCGCGUACAUCACAGAGAUCCUGUUCAGUAUUUCUUAACCCUUUAACUCCCAAGAUUUGAUUGUUAAUUUUCCCCUCUUGCUGCUAAAUAAUUCCUUGUAAAUUAGUUGCGAGAAUGUGGUGAAAGAUCAAGAUAACAAUUUCUACCUGAUAAGUUUGGGUAUUCUCAUUAACUGUUUGCUAAAAAUAGAAUGGAAAUUAUUGGGAGAGGUAACACGUUAGUCACUUCUGGGAGUUAAAGGGUGAAGUAUAAAACUAACUUGUGUCCCUGAUUCAAAACGUUACUGCGUGGAAGCGAAUAGUAGAGAAAUAAGGGAGACUACUAUAACCUUUUUGAAGAUAACUCAGCAAUCAUUUUUUGUUUCCUCUUCGAUACCAGGGACCGGCCGUUCAUCAGUAUUGUGAAGGCACCUCGUGUUAUUCUUCUUGUGCACAAUGAACAACCCGACAAGACUCAAACUCACGUUCUGAUUACAACAAUAGCCAACGCCUGGCCAAUGCUGGUGUUUAUACUCGUUACAGCUUCACUCUCUGGGAUUAUCAUUUGGUUUCUGGUGAGCUGAUUUUUUUUUCUUUUUUGUUUUGAAAAUAUCAAAGAAUAUUUUUUGAAUUUUGGAGUAGGUUUUGGAUUAAGACCUAACAGCCAAAGAUGAUUUUUGGCUUAGUUCUGAGUUUGUACGGGGUCCCUUCUAUUCUACCAAUGACUUACACUGAAACUCUAAUUAGACUUACGAAACGUGAACUCUGUUCGGUUACGCGAGUCUGAGAAACUAAGUGUUUAGUUUUUGUUGAGUCUGUAUCAAUGAUGUGUACCUAUUGACUGAGUGGGAGGACCAGACGGAAAGAUAUUUGUCUCGAAGUCAUGGCGUAAAGACUAAGCGCAGCGAGGUCCGUGAGUCAUACAAAAACAAAUACUAAGGAAAACUAAAAUUAUGAAGACGGAGAGUACUCCUUCACGUAGCAUCCACCCCUGUGUUUUAAGACUUUGAGAAGUUCAGCUUGGCAACACGUAAGGAAUCAUUUUUUAAUCACGUUUUAUUUGUUUGUUUGUCUAUAGGAUCACACCAGCAACCCUGGAGAAUUCCCACCACCAUUUCUACGAGGUUCCUGGGAAGGCUUCUGGUGGGCACUUGUUACUAUGACAACUGUGGGGUUCGUAUAUUUUUCUGAGGCAAAUUAAUCUCAGUAGAUUUAAUAUUUAUUUAGUUGUUUGUCAAAAUCAUACUUGAAUAUUACUAUAUUAUUAUUAUCUUCGACCUGAUUUAAUUUUUGUUUUGAAACUUUAUUAUUGGUAGGUUAUUUGAAUGAAUAAAGGGGGUAAAGAGUUUAAAAGAUGACGUUUCGAGCGUUAGCCAAUUUACGCUAUCAAUAAUGCUAAAUUACCCAUUUGAAUUAAUACCUAUCGGACUAAUGGACCGACUGAUGAAUGACUGACUGACUGACCGACUGAUGAAUGACUGACUGACUGACUGACUGACCAACUUAUGGCUGACUGUCUGACUGACUGACCGACUGAUGAAUGACUGACUGACUGACCGACCAACUGAUGAAUGACUGAGUGACUGACUGAUGAAUGACUGACUGACUGACUGAUGAAUGACUGACUGACUGACUGACCGACUGAUGAAUGACUGACUGACUGACCGACUGAUGAAUGACUGACUGACUGACCGACUGAUGACUGAGUGACUGAUUGUCUGAUGAAUUACUGACUGACUGACCGACUGAUGAAUGACUGACUGACUGACUGACCGACUGAUGACUGACUGACUGACUGUCUGAUGAAUGACUGACUGACUGACUGACUGACUGACUGAUCGACUGAUGAAUGACUGACUGACUGACCAACUGAUCGACUCAUUGACUGAUUGAAUAAAUGGGGGUAGAUUUCUGAAGAAACUGUGGUUUCGCGUCGAUAGAAGGUAUUACAAGAUAAUUUGGUUUUACCAACUGAGUUGAUAACGUAAAUUGGUUAUCGUAUAGAGUUUCCAAAGCUGACGUUACGAGCGUUAGCCCUUCUUCAGAGCGUUAGCCCUUUCACUCUGUCUCAAGCUUGAUUGACUGAUUGUUUUAUUGACUCAUUGACUGAAUGAUUAAUCUUAUAGUUAUUGUUACCCUUUAUCACAGGUAUGGUGACCGUUCUCCUAAGUCAGCCCUUGGUCGUGUGUUCUGUAUUCUGUGGAUUAUAACAGGUGUUAUCAUCAUAUCGAUUUUCACAGCCCUGGUGACAGCUUCGUUAUCUGCCAGUACCGUGCAGAUUUUUAAAAUUCACGGUUCAAAGGUAUAUUGUAAAGCAUCCUUUUUCUUUCCUGAAAAAAAAUAUAUUUUCCUUCUCUCCUUAGCUGCACCUGACCUUUAAAAUGUGUUGCUUCCUUCAGUUAGAAGCUCAAAAAGCAUAGAUAUUACCGAGGAACUUUUUAUUAAAGAGAACUGUUUUCAAUAGCUGAGGGUCCUUAAUUUAUUUAUUGAUUUGUUAUAAAAUAAUUCUACCAUGAAAUUUUAUCGACGCGCCAUGUAUUUAUCGGUUUUACUAUGAACCUAUUACAUAUCAUUUUGCUAAUUAUUUUAUACGGAAUAUUAUUUUGUUUAUAUUAGUUAUAAUUAUCAAUAUUUAUUAGUUAUUAUUAUUUUUUACUUUUAGUUUUAUUUUUGUAAAGCUCGGAUUAAAAAUACCCCAAUUGAUAUCUGCGCUAUAUAGGUUAAUUAAUAGUAGUAUUAAUACUCUCUUUUCACUUUUCUUCCGCUAAUUCUCCUGUUCCUCGUUGUCAUCGUCAGCGUCUUCGAACGUUGCGAGGCUUCAGCAGUCUUGACCGGGGACGGUGACAUGCUUAGGAAAACAUCGACGUUAUGAAUGACAACUGUUGUGUCAAGAAUUUUAAAGACUCAAGAAUGCUAACCGUCACUAACAUCGCCAGAGCUCUCUUCGGCUUAGCACGCAAAGGCAACUCUAAGUCGCGCUGUUUAUAGCAGUGUAACUAAUUCGCCCUUCGUGUUCACAUAAAAACCAAAAUUUGGGCAUUUCACAUUCUUUUACUAUAUAGGACGGCUUGAAAAUACGUAAUGAGCUUCGUUGCAGUUCUUCUCGUUAAUAUAUUUAGCUCGCUGUGUUCUCUCUCAAGUCAUCUUUGUACUAUUUCACUCUACCUGUUGCUUAUUUAAUGGUUCAUUUUAUGUUUUAUUCCUAUUUUUUUUCACUUUUUGUUUAUUUUUUUACAUCCUGUGGCAGAUCGGAGCAGUAAAUGGGAGUGAGGAGUUCAAACUUGGUGUGACCAUGAAUGCUGACAUGAAAGGUAUCACAUAUGCAUCAGUUAUAUACAGUGAUGUUAGAACACAUCCUUGCGAUGUCAACGAGGCUAAGCGUAAAAGUGUUAGACAAUUAAGGAAAUCGUUGAACUGAGAUUACCUUUGGGUUUAACUACAUCGUUCUCUCGCACCCUCUCUGUAUUCCUCUCAGGUCUUCUGUAUUGUUUAUAGCAUUUUUCUUCAGUCAACGGCCGGGCUCAGACUCCACAUCUCUCUUCAUUUACACGCACUUACCAACGCGACGUCCUCGCGGGGGAAGGGGCAAGGAGACUGGUCGAGGGCCGUAUUUUUUUUCGCCCUAAGUUCGCGACAAAUUGAUGAAAUACCUCCUUAUCCUGCUCACAGUCUUAUUCUUCUUCAUGAUUCUAAUCCUAUUUUUUGUGAAGAGCAAUUUGCCAUUGAACGUCAAAAAAAAUCUCUGAUUGCUUUGGUUUUGCUUUACGUCGCUAUGUGAUUGGUCCAGAAAACUUGCAUGAUCCUCCCAACCAGGUUAAGAUCGAAAACUAACACUUGUUCACUUGCGUCUAAUAGCGCUUUAGGCAGUUUGCUUGUGUAGACUUUUCAUUAUUAUCCUUGUGAUUUUUUCCUUCGCUCUGAUUGGCUGUUUUUAUUACUUCGGUUCUGGUUUUGCAACAUUCAAUAGAAAUGCGCUCCUGCAAAAUAUUGCGCUUCGUUUUUCCGCUGUUACGAAUAUUAGGGCAUUCCGAGUUUCAAUUUCCAGGCCCGGACAUUUUUCCCAUUGCGAAAUAUCAGUGCGUAUUACAUGGUAAACCAUCGAAUAAGGUAUAUGUAUCAUUUAGUGGUCAAUUUUCUACCACCUUAGUUUUCCCUCACGUGAUGAAAAUGACGGAAGCUCUCUUGGCACACGAAAUUGACGGUGCUCUAGUGGACAACUACGUCCUCACCCAUUCGUUGAACCUGAUUCAAAAAGAACCAAUCAGAAUCGAGAGGUACAUCGAUCACUCAAUCACCUAUGGAGUGGUGUUACCUAAGAAUUCUUCAAGGUUUGAGAAAUGUGUUCGAAGCUUCCUACAGAAUCACCCACAGGAGAUAUUUGAAAUCAUUGCAGAUAAUUUGGUGCCACUCAAGGUAAGCGUUAACAGCAAUUUUUGUUUCUUUUCAAUUUUCUUAAUCUUGUAAUUCUUGUGUCAAGCCAGUGUUCGCUAGAUUUCACUGGCACUAUGAGAUUUAUGAAGUCAUCGAAUUUUUUCCAUCCGGUUGAACAAGAUAGAAACGAAACGGAAAUUUGAGUGGGGGUCAUUUUAAAGACUCUCAAAGAGCUCAUGUGAAAAGAAACCAAAAGGCACCACCUAAGCGCCAAAAAAAAUCAAACCAAUCAAACAAAAUGUAGGGCAUAUAAAUUGAAAAUCAUUUAUGAUUUUACAUGUAGUUCUAAGUUCCUCUCACUGAAAACUCAAGUUAUCAAGCUACGUGGAAUUAACACGAGUUUCUUUUGCAUUUAUUCUAAUAGAAUCCGACUGAUGACGAAAACCAGCAGCUUAAAGCUGCAGAAGGUUUGUUUUAUCAAGAAGAUGUCUUUUCUCUCGUCAUGUACAUCGGACUUGGUGUCGCCGCUGUGUUCUUUAUUGCUGGCUUCUCUUGGGAAUUCUUGUAUCGCAGACCGAAAAUAAGUAAGCAUUUCUGAGUUAUUUCCCUCACAGGUGUACUAAUAUUUGAAUGCUAUUCUUAUUGAUGUAAUCAGUCAAUGUUUAUCUUUUCGUUUCAUCCAGAUUUGUUGGUAACAUUUACUACUGAAAAGAAUUUCUUAUUUAUGUUGACUUACAUGUUCUCCAGGCAAAAAUCAAAAAACAACUUUAGGAGGGUAACACACAACAAUAAUUCAACUGAUGAACUAGUGGCCCCCGAUUCUAAAAGUACUAUGAGUAGAAUUAAAAUGUAGUCGUAUAAAACUGAUCGACAGUUAUAUUGAAAUUUAAGCUAAAAACUAGAUAAAAAUUAAUAAUGGUUGGGUCAGGUUAAAUCGCAUUCGGACUGAAAUGUUCUACCUCAUCAUAGCUCGUUGAAAAAUGUCUGUUAAAGGGCUUUCUGAAAGAUGCAACCUUUGUCGCUUCUUUCUUUAGGGUAAUGGGUAGUUCCACAAUCUUGUCGCAGGUACGCUAAAGCUCCUCCCUCCCUCGGUUUCGCGAUUGACAAAAGGGCAGGCACAAUGAAAUUUACUAUAACGACCAGUUCGUGUGUGUAGGUCGGCGUUAAAUUUGAGUAGAUUGUACAUAUAAGCAGGACAGCUUCCUUGUAAACGCUUGAAGACUAAAGUACUCUUAUUUAAAUCAACUUCGUCGUAGAAAGGGUGCCACGCUAAGAGUUUCGCACUGUUCGACCUUCUGUCAUUGAUGAUCGCCAUUGAAGUUGUAGAUUUUUGUAGUUUAGUUUGGAGUUGACGGCAAAUUCAAAUUGGAACUUCUUUUACCGUCUGCUUUCGGCUGCGCUCACACUCUAGUUAAAAUAUUCGCUAUAUAUAUGAAGAAGAGUUUUUUUCUAGUUUUGUUAAGGCUGAUAUAAGGAAUAUGGGAAAAAUGAAAAAAUCAGAGUCCAUUUUUGUCGUUUGUCGUUGCCAUAAAAUUCAUGCUUAAAAUAAUAAAGAAAGCUGUUGUAGCAUCUGUUCUAAUUUAGAUUAUUUUGGUUGAAACUUGAUAUUAGUGAUGUUGUUGUAUUUCAACUUUCGUUGUAAGCUUUCACUGUCGUCGUCGUCGUUAUUGUUGUAAAUGAAGUGUUACACAAAUUAACUCUUCAUCGUCUUAACAGCCCGUGAUGAAUCUUGAUGCAGCAAUUAAUUGGGAAUAUUUGAUAGUCAACAAACAUUUUUCUUCCUACAGGAAAUCAGCGUAUGCAGUUUGCUCCUAAGGGUUCUUACUCAGUCAGCGAGGACGAAGUUAAACUUCACCCUCGCGACAACUCUAAACAUGCCACCUUGGAUAUGAUGAUAGCCGAAUACCAAGUGUUUCAUGACCGCUUAAUUGAAGGAUUGAAGAAGCUUCGCGAUCAAGAAUUAGCCGCUGAUCGAAAUUCCAACGGUCGCACUCCCAACGGAGAUGAUGAAAAAGUUGCUGUGUAAAACCACACUGCUUUAACCCCUAAACUCCCAGAAUCUACCAAGUAAUUUUCUCGAAGGCCCCAUUACAUUUCUUUGUGGAUCAGUUUGGUGAAUUUCAUUUUACAUCAAGAUUGCACCCUCCAGCCGAUAGUUUUGUUUCUUCUCAUUACCAAGGGCUGGAUGAUGUACGUAAAAUUGUGAGGGGAAGCUAUUUGUCGAUCUCUUUUGGUGUUAAGAGGGUAAUUUAUCUUUUUUAGAAGUGAUGUUUGUGUUCUUCCUCGAUCCUGUUUCAAAUUAAGGUGACUAAUUUGACCACUUCAUUUAAAUCUUUACGUUACAAUAUGCACAACCUUUAGUUGUAGUAGUUGUAGUAACAAUUAAUCCGAAUUGUAGGAAUUGGAAAAUUUACUGUGGCAGAUGUUUUUAUUUUUGCAUAGGGUUAAAGUAUAAUAAUUAGCAUGAAAUAUUGUUUUUUAGGUGAAACCUUAAGUUUGAACUUAAAAAGAAAAAGGUGAAGAAAAGGUUCAAGUCAAUACGAACAUUUUGAUUUACCUUAUGUGGGUUAUCGGUUUUGAAAAGGAACCACACACGCCCAAACAAGUAUGUAUUAAAACCUCCCCUCCCCUUUACCUGACUAACCUGUGUGGGGUGUGGGAUCUUAUUGAAAGCUGAAAGGAGGACAGUUAGGUGCUCUAAUAACACUCUUUGCAUCUGCGUUAACCUGUACAGUUUUCGCUUUCCCAGUAGAAUAAUUAUGAAAGCGUGUUCCUGAAACGUUGUUUCAUAAAUGUGCUGUCCAUGAUAACUCGAAUUUAUCAAUAUUUAAAGGGUCAGCCGCAUUCAAUGAAGGCUGUACUUUUCGAUUAAGCUGUAUGUAAUCAAAACUUAAGUAAUUACAAGGGACACUUGGAACUUGGAGUAAAUCUCAGAGUCUCGUUGUAUAACCUGUAUGACCAAUAGGACCGAAGGGUUCAGGACUUAGUUCAAGAAUGUUUCCGCAGCACAAGCGAAGUGUUAUUUCUUCUAUUAAAGGAUUUUUUUUAAUGCUCCUGCGAAGGGCAUGUACAUAACACCAAGUAACAUUGAAUACCUAUUUGAAAAUUGUUUAAAGUUAGAAUUAGGUCUCGUUUCAAGGUUAUUCAAUAAAAAAUCUUUUUUCUUGCUUUUUGUAAGUGG
Pocillopora meandrina is the source of this 21222-nucleotide messenger RNA. NCBI's taxonomy places the organism in Eukaryota, Metazoa, Cnidaria, Anthozoa, Scleractinia, Pocilloporidae. The record is from the annotation of a GenBank genome assembly.